AUAUAUAUAUAUUUGAGCAACCGUAGGUACGCAUGCUUUUGGAUCAUCGAGUGAUACGUUAUUGUUGUCAGUUGUUUAUAGGUCAGUGAUAAGUAAAAUCAUCGCAGUUAGUGCAUCUCUUGCUAAGAAGAGAAAAUUCUCAUGGAAUGGAAAAGAUUGCAAGUUGAUAUGACUCAUAAACAUAAGCAGCAACAUGGUUUUCCGGUUGUACAACUAUCAGAUGAUAACACAUUGAAUUUAAUCAAUCUUCCUGAUGUUGUUUUAGAAACGAUCCUGUCUAACCUUACUUAUGAUGAAAUUUCUAAAAAUAGAAUUGUUUGCAAACAAUUUGAUCGUAUUUGCAAGAAAUUGUUGAAUCGAGGUUUUAAUCUUAUGGAAAAGUAUCAUGCACAAUGUCUCCGUGCCGUUAAAAGCAAAUUACCAAGAAGAGAAUCUGAACGAAGAAGUCAUCCUCUUGCUCGCCACUGCGAUAUAUUAACAGCAAUAGAAACAAGAAUUUCUAUGUUAUCAAUGACUUUUAGCAAGUAUGUAGAAACAAAUGUGUGCUGCUUUAUUCCAGGAAAGGUAAUUGAUGAAAUUUUUCGUGUCCUUCGAUUAAUCCGUGAUACAAAGACACCUCCUCGAGCACAUGAGAUACUUCAAGAGUUGCGAGAUAUAAGUAGUAUGGCUAUGGAGCAUUUUGAUGAGAAAAUUUUGCCAGACCUGAAGCACAACAUUUGUAUGGUUGGCACUGUGAAUUCAUAUGAAUUACCUGGUGGUGCUCUCAUGAUCUCUCAUACUAGACAUCCAAACAAUGCUACACUGCCACAUAAUUUUACUUCAGAGAAACUUAAUCAGAGUUUUAAGAAAAUUUAUGACCGUACAAAGCAAAACAAGAUAUCCUGUUUAACUAUGAGAAAUCUAAUGCGCGGAAUGAAACUCAGGAUGAAGAGGCAAGGCUUUCAACUACGUCUGCAAAGCUUGAAAUUGCAGAAGCAGGCGAAGAAGUUACAUGAACAAGAUACACAGUUAGCAGAGAUGCGAAAGCAUCUCGAGGAAUGGGAACAAAAGAUGGUGGAUUUAACUGCAGAGUUGAGUCGGGCACGAGAAGGUACACAAAAUCCUGACUCACUGGAGAGUCGCAAGCACAUGGCAAUUUCAAAACACAUUAUUAACACCGAAGUUGAUACGACGUUACAAACUAAUGAGUUACACUCGAAAAAGCGUAAACUCAUAGUAGAAAGGAAAUCAUCGAGCGAUGCACAGGAUAUUAAAUUUAAAAAAUUCAUGUCAGAUCUUCUUGCAAAUAAUACAUUAGACAGUAGUUUUCCAUCCACUUCGAAUAGUUCGACUUUUUUACACUAAUCAAUAUGUACAAGGAUUUUUCAAGAACAAUUUUUCAUCCUGCUCUUUAUAUUUGUUUUCCAUUUAAAAUAUAGAAAAAUAAGCGUAGCGAUUAUACGUAGCGAUAAUGUAUCGUAUUACUUGAGGACGAUCAUAAGAAACAAAUCUUACAAGGAAAAACUAUUUCAAUUUAUAUUCUACGAUAUCGAUACAAUAUACAUGAUACAAAUCGCGGCGCGGAAUUAGAGAAUCUCAAUAUUUUAAUAAAAACAAAUUUGGUUGAAAACCAUCAUUAACAAAUCUUAUGAGAAAUGUUUAUUAAUUGUUUAAUGUUAAUAAUUUAAUUUAAGUUCUAUUAUAUGAUAUUGAUACAAUCGACGACGAGAAACUAGGAAAGUCUUAAUUAUUUCGCACGACUGAUGGGGAUUUUUAAGAGAAUUAUCAAAAAAUCUUACGACAAAUAUAUUAUUUAGUUCAUUUAGUUAAGUUCUAUUCCGCGAUAUUGACUUAAAUAAUGUACAAACGAACAUUCUAUGUAAAUUUAUGGCGUUUUAUUAUAAAAUUUCUAAUCAUGCUAUAAUACUGUCGUUAUAAGAUAUAUGUAAGAGAUAAACACUACAUAAAGUAUU
Molecule: messenger RNA, 1952 nt
Organism: Harpegnathos saltator (Jerdon's jumping ant)
Lineage: Eukaryota; Metazoa; Arthropoda; Insecta; Hymenoptera; Formicidae
Gene: pall
Product: F-box protein pallbearer
Exons: 3
Coding region: 142-1344 (400 amino acids)
Biological process (GO): protein polyubiquitination
Molecular function (GO): protein binding
Source: RefSeq, a predicted model, not a curated record